AUGAGGAGCCAAAGCGCCGCGAGGAGGACACCAGGCGCGACGCAGAGGAGGAGGCGCGCCGCGAGGAGGAGAAGCGGCAGAAAAGCGCGGAGGAGGACAUCGAAGCGUCGAGGCGCCGAGGAGGAGGAGCGGGCCAAGCGCCGCGAGCGGAGCGAGAGCGCCAAGAAGCGCCGCGAGCGCGAGGAGGCGGACAGCAAGCGCAAGCGAACGGAGCGCGAGAAGGAGGACGACGAGGACGAAAGGGAGCGUCGGAAGCGAGAGCGCGAGAAGGAGGAGGCCGCGAAGCGGAAGCAGGUCGAGGAGGACCGGAGGAAGUUCGAGGAGGAGCUGCAGCGCAAGCGGGACGCGAAACGCAAAGAGGAGGAGGAACGCAAGAAGUCCGAGGCCGAGAAGCGAGACAGUGAGGCCAAGAAGAAGCGCGACGAGGAGGCCGAGAAGAAGAAGGAGGAAGACGAGAAGAAAAAGGCGCAGGACGAGAAGCAGGCUAAGGAGCUGAGCGCGGCAGAGGAGAUGCAGCGGGCCACCCUCGUCAUCCUGCGCCUUCUGCAGCAGCUCUCGAACGCUACCCCUGAGAACUUCGAGGACCUGAAGAAGGAGCUGGCCGACGCAAUGGACAAGGAGCUUCCCAAAACAGGUCACCAGAUGGAUACGCUGAAGGGAGAGGCCGAUCGGGUGCUAGCUUAUUCAACAGGAGUACGUCAAGCAGAUCGCCGAGCAACGCGAGAAGAUCGAGAAAAUCCGACUCGAGGCGCAGGCUAA
Molecule: messenger RNA, 759 nt
Organism: Prorocentrum cordatum
Lineage: Eukaryota; Dinophyceae; Prorocentrales; Prorocentraceae
Source: the annotation of a GenBank genome assembly